Talaromyces amestolkiae is the source of this 1332-nucleotide messenger RNA. RefSeq lists its product as uncharacterized. The record is from RefSeq and is a predicted model, not a curated record. Gene Ontology annotation, cellular component: preribosome, small subunit precursor. Gene Ontology annotation, biological process: ribosomal small subunit biogenesis; maturation of SSU-rRNA. The transcript has 2 exons. Bases 1 to 1332 code for a protein of 443 amino acids. Gene Ontology annotation, molecular function: RNA endonuclease activity. Lineage: Eukaryota; Fungi; Ascomycota; Eurotiomycetes; Eurotiales; Trichocomaceae.
AUGGCUGAGCAGCCUGUACCGACAAAACCGGUGCACACCAUUGUGCUCGACGCCGGCCCCAUCCUAAAAAACGUUCCCCCGCUAUCGACAUUGCUCGCCCAAGCCGAAGAAUUGGUGACCACUCCAGCAGUGAUGGGUGAAAUUCGAGAUCCGGUUGCCCGAUCCCGCGUUGAGACGUUAUAUCUCCCCUUUAUGAAACAAAGAACACCAUCGCCCAAAAGUGUGCAGAUCAUAAGCGAGUUUGCGCGCAAGACGGGAGACCGUGCGGUAUUGAGUAAAGUCGAUAUUGAGAUUUUGGCGCUUGCCUAUGAAAUUGAGUGUGAGCGGAAUGGUGGUGAUUGGAGGUUGAGGAGCGUGCCUGGUCAGAAGAGAGUGAAUGGGAAGCCGCCGGUCAAGGAAGGAGAGACAUCCGUGGAAAAGGCGACAACUGAGAAGGAGGGAGUUGAUGAGGCUGCCGAAAGAGCGCCGAAAAUAGAAGAAAUAAAUGAAGAAACUUCUACAGCAGCUGUCGACAAGGUUACUGACAAGCUCGCCGAAACGACAAUCAAGGAGGACGCUACUCAAAGUGCCGAAGCAACCGAAGCGGCGUCUGAAAAGAAUACUCCUGCCGCUGAUGGUACAGUGGAAGAUAACACAGAGGAGAUCUCCGUCGAAAUUGCCGAAGACGAAGAAGAAGGCGAAGACUCGGAUGGUGGUGGUGAAUGGAUUACACCCUCGAAUAUCAAAAAGAAGCAAGCUCGCGAUGAAGAAGCAGGCUUAUCAGGAACACCAGAACCUAAAGUCAUGCAAGUUGCCACCAUGACAACUGAUUUUGCUUGUCAAAAUGUUCUUCUACAAAUGAAUUUGAACCUACUAUCCACAACGACAUUGCAGCGGAUCCGUCACCUCAGGACAUUCGUCAAGCGCUGCCAUGCAUGCUUCUCCAUCACGAAAGAAAUGAACAAGCAAUUCUGCCCUCGUUGCGGAAAAGACACUCUCACACGAGUCUCCUGCUCGACCGACGCCAACGGCCAGUUCAAACUCCACCUCAAGAAAAACAUGCAAUGGAACAACCGUGGAAACGUAUUCAGUGUACCCAAGCCGACACACGGAUCUUCCAAUGGCAAAUGGAAAGGCGGCGGUGGACAAGGCGGUUGGGGAACUGGCCUCAUCUUGGCUGAGGAUCAAAAGGAGUAUAUGCGUGCAGUGACGGACGAACAGCGUCAGCAACGGAGAGAGCGCGAUCUCAUGGAUGAGGAUUAUCUUCCUGGCAUCUUGACUGGUGAGAGACAUCGUUCUGGUGGUCGAGUUAAGGUUGGAGCUGGUCGUAAUGUCAACUCGAGAAGGCGAUGA